GUCAAUAAACAGGUUUGGUUUAAUUUUCAAGUAAUCUUUUGGCAAAGAAAAUCUUAAACAGAUCAUAUCUACCAUCACUUCUUUUGCUUACCCACUCUCAAUAUUUUCUUUUCCUUUCUGUGUGGGCCAAUAACUUCAUUAUUAGCCCUCAAGUAUUUUGAAAUAUUUUGACAAUUUCACCUGAGAUAGUCUUUAUCCACCUACACACAAAAUCUCCUUUACUGUGACAAGUGGGUAUUAUGAUGCUGUUGCCACAGGAAUAUUUGCAACUGAAGCAUAAAUGUUUUCUUUCUGUGGGUGUUUCUCUUUCUCAGAACAUCAAUAUCUUGAGUAUAUAAGGCUUUUUCUUUAUAACUACAAAGUGAGAGGAAAAUGUACAAGAAAAGUUUUUAUUUUUUAAAUAUUUUAUUUAUUUAUUUGAGAGACAGAGACAGCACUAGCUGGGGAGAGGGCAGAAGGAGAGGGGGAGACAGACUCCCUACUGAUCAGGGAGCCUGAUGCAGGACUCGAUCCCCGGACCCUGGGAUCAUGACCUGAGCCGAAGGCAGAUGUUUAAUGGACUGAGUCACCCAGGCGCCCUGAAAAGUUUUAUUUUUAAAAGACAAAGUAGUAUUUUGACAAUACUCCAUUACAUUUGCUAGGGAUUCUUUGAAUCCCACUGAAUAUGCCAAUUUUGUCCUAAUCUUUCCUCAGAACUACCUGUAGAUUUCCUCCCAGUUUUAACUGUAUGCUGUAGUAUGCCUGCUAAAUAUGCUUAUCCUUCAAAUCCAGACAUUUACAUGCAUGAAAGCAGAAGAGUGAGAAUGUUUUCCUGUAUUUUGAUGGGUUUUCAAAUGUAUUACCAGUCAUUUUCCGUAAAUGGCAUUGGGUUUGUUACUCAGAAAAAGGCAAGUUUACAAUAUUCUUUGGAUUGCUAAUUUUCUCAAACACGAUUUUGAAAUAUAAUAUAUUAGUAAAUUGUAAAGUACUACCCUUAUUUCCAGUAAAUGCAAGUUGAAAUGCUUCCAUUUUGCCCUGAAAAUGCUGUGUCUUAUUCACUUGACUUCUGUCAGUGUGCUUCUGAUAAUGUAUACAACUGCAUUUCUUGUUUUUAGGUUUCCAUAUUGUUAUGAAAUUUUGAUUUCUAAAUAUUAAGCUGACAACCCUUUAAAAUAGCUCCUCUAUUUAGGUAUAUUUAAAAAUCUGUAAAAAUCUGCCCCCUAUUACAGCCGAGUGAGAAAGUUUCAUUUAUUCUAUUAUAUGAUUUCUCAAAACAGGAAACACCUAGGAAGAUGUCCUAUAAUAGGUGUGUUUUUUUGGGGUGAUGAUAUCAAAUUAUUUGCAUUAAAAUUAUAUGAUUAAAAUUACUUUGUAUAGAAACUUCAAAUUCAUUUAAAAAAAGCUCACUGGAAAAACAGAAUACAGCCAUAGAAAAUAAUCUCAAGAAAGCGGCUCUGUAUGAAAAAUUUUAGAGAAAUACAAAGAAGUUGAUUGAAAUUUCUGUUGAAAGGAACACUAGUUUUUUAGUUGCCUCUACUUAACAUCCCUAUUUGAAGAACAGUAGGUGGAGCUAUUUAAGGUACAAAAACCAAAAAGCCUUCCUGGAGUUCAAGAUUGUGCAGUAAUUGGUUAGGACUCUGAGCGCCGCUGUUCACCAAUCAGGGAGAGAAAAAACAGAGAUCCUGCUUGCCCUGCAAGCGCCUGAAGCACAAAGCCCAGAUAGAUCUCCGGGACUGUGAGGAAACUGUUGGAUUCUGAAGACGGGAAAAACUGGUCCGGACUUCGGUGGUCUAGGGAAGAACUGGAAGUAAUAUCUUCUGGGAAAGUGACGAUGAUUCCUGAUCGACUGCAUCAGGACUGCAAAGGGCUUGUCCUGCUGGGAGUUCUCCUGGGCAUUCUGUGGGAAACCGGAUGCGCCCAAAUUCACUACUCGGUUCCUGAGGAGCUGGAGAAAGGCUCUAGGGUGGGAAACAUCGCCAAGGACCUGGGGUUGGAGCCCCAGGAGCUAGAAGAGCGUGGAGUCCGUAUAGUCUCCAGAGGUAGGACUCAACUUUUCGCUCUGAACCUUCGAAGUGGCAGCCUAAUUUCUGCAGGCAGGAUAGACCGGGAAGAGCUCUGUAUGGGGAUCUUAAAGUGUCAAUUAAAUCUGGAGAUUCUGUUGGAAGAUAAAGUAAAAAUAUAUGGGGUAGUGGUAGAAGUGAGAGACAUUAAUGAUAAUGCCCCCUAUUUCCGGGAAGAUGAAUUAGAAAUAAAAGUGAGUGAAAACGCCGCCAUUGGGUUGCGGUUCCCUCUUCCCCACGCUUGGGAUCCGGAUAUCGGGAAGAACUCUCUCCAGAGCUACGGACUCAGUAGUAAUACUCACUUCUCCCUGGACGUGCAAAGCGGAGCGGAUGGUAACAAGUACCCAGAAUUGGUUUUGGAGCGCGCCUUGGACCGGGAGCAGAAGGCUGUUCAUCACCUUGUUCUCACGGCCUCUGAUGGGGGCGACCCAGUCCGCACAGGCACUGCAAGCAUCCGCGUCAUGGUAGUUGAUGUGAAUGACAACGCACCAGUAUUUGCUCAGUCUGAGUACCGAGUGAGCGUUCCAGAGAAUGUGGCUGUAGGCACUAAGCUGCUUCUGGUAAGCGCCACCGACCCUGACGAAGGAGCCAAUGCGGAAGUGAUGUAUUCUUUUCGUUAUGUGGACAACAAGGCAGCCCAAGUUUUCAAACUAGAUGCUGAUUUAGGGACAAUUUCAACAAUAGGGGAGCUGAACUACGAGGAAUCCGAAUUCUAUGAGAUGGAAGUGCAAGCAGUGGAUAACGCAGGAUAUUCUGCACGAGCCAAAGUCUUGAUCACAGUAUUGGACGUGAAUGAUAAUGCCCCUGAAGUAGUUGUCACCUCUCUCUCUAGCUCCAUUCUGGAAAACUCUCCCAGAGGGACAUUAAUUGCCCUUUUAAAUGUAAAUGAUCAAGACUCUGGGGAAAAUGGCCAAGUGAUCUGUUUCAUCCGAGGGAAUCUGCCAUUUAAAUUAGAAAAGUCUUAUGGAAAUUACUAUAGUUUAGUGACAGACACACCCCUAGACCGGGAACAGGUUCCUAGCUACAACAUCACGGUGACCGCCAGUGACAGAGGAAGUCCGCCCCUGUCCACGGAAACUCACAUCUCACUGAAGGUAGCAGACACCAAUGACAACCCGCCCACCUUCUCUGACGCUUUCUACUCUGCCUGUAUCGUGGAGAACAACCCUAGAGGAGCCUCCAUAAUGUCCGUGACUGCCUAUGACCCCGACUAUGGAGACAACGCCCAGGUCACUUAUUCACUGGCCGAGGACACCCUUCCUGGAUCACCCAUAUCCUCCUACAUUUCCAUCAACUCCAACACUGGCGUUCUGUAUGCGCUGCGUUCCUUCGACUAUGAGCAGUUCCAAGACUUGCAUCUACACGUGAUGGCGCAGGAUAGCGGCGACCCUCCACUCAGCAGCAACGUGUCUCUGAGUGUAUUCGUGCUGGACCAAAACGACAACGUGCCAGAGAUUCUGUACCCCACCCUCCCCACUGACGGCUCCACCGGUGUGGAGCUGGCACCCCGAUCCGCAGAGCCCGGCUAUCUGGUCACCAAGGUGGUGGCGGUGGACAGAGACUCUGGCCAGAACGCCUGGCUGUCCUACCGCCUGCUCAAGGCCAGCGAGCCAGGCUUCGCGGUGGGGCUGCACACGGGCGAGGUGCGCACGGCGCGGGCCCUGCUGGACAGAGACGCGCUCAAGCAGAGCCUGGUGGUGGCGGUGCAGGACCACGGCCAGCCCCCUCUCUCGGCCACCGUCACGCUCACCGUGGCCGUGGCCGACAGCAUCCCAGACGUCCUGGCCGAUCUGGGCAGCAUCAGGACCCCCAGCGACCCAGACGAUUCGGACCUCACGCUCUACCUGGUGGUGGCGGUGGCCGCAGUGUCCUGCGUCUUCCUCGCCUUCGUCAUCGUGCUGCUGGCGCUCAGGCUGAGGCGCUGGCACGCGUCGCGCCUGCUCCAGGCUUCAGGAAGCGGGCUGGUGGGCGUGCCGGCCUCGCACUUUGUGGGCGUGGACGGGGUGCGGGCUUUCCUGCAGACCUAUUCGCAUGAGGUCUCGCUGACCGCGGACUCGCGGGAGAGUCACGUGAUCUUCCCCCAGCCCAACUAUGCGGACACGCUCAUCAGCCAGGAGAGCUGUGGGAAAAGCGAGCCUCUUUUGCUGUCAGGUAGUUCAGCGUUUUCUAAAGAUAACCGCGCAUUAACUCAGAUUUUGGGAAUGCAGUGUAUGCAUGUGUUUCCAGAUACUAGCUUCCUCACCUUAUGACUGAAUUUCACAGAGGCCACAUGACUUGCU
Messenger RNA from Ailuropoda melanoleuca (giant panda), 4318 nucleotides. Its product is annotated as protocadherin gamma-A12-like. Gene Ontology annotation, biological process: homophilic cell-cell adhesion. Gene Ontology annotation, cellular component: plasma membrane. Lineage: Eukaryota; Metazoa; Chordata; Mammalia; Carnivora; Ursidae. Gene Ontology annotation, molecular function: calcium ion binding. The record is from RefSeq and is a predicted model, not a curated record.